GCGAUCUCCUGCUGCUUUGAGAGCUGACCGCAGCGCCGUCACCAUGUCGCUGGCGGCCUCGGCGGGCCGGGGCCCGGGGGCCGUGUGGUCCCCAACGCACGUACAGGUGACGGUGCUGCAGGCGCGGGGCCUGCGGGCCAAGGGCCCCGGGGGCACGAGCGACGCGUACGCGGUGAUCCAGGUGGGCAAGGAGAAGUACGCCACCUCGGUGUCGGAGCGCAGCCUGGGCGCGCCGGUGUGGCGCGAGGAGGCCACAUUCGAGCUGCCGCCGCUGCUGUCCGCCGGGGCCGCACCCGCGGCUGCCGCCACCCUGCAGCUCACCGUGCUGCACCGCGCUCUGCUCGGCCUGGACAAGUUCCUGGGCCGUGCCGAGGUGGACCUGAGGGACCUGCACCGGGACCAGGGCCGCAGAAAGACCCAGUGGUAUACCUUGAAAUCCAAACCAGGAAAGAAGGAUAAAGAGCGAGGAGAAAUUGAGGUUGACAUCCAGUUUAUGAGAAACAACAUGACUGCUAGCAUGUUUGACCUUUCCAUGAAAGACAAAUCUCGGAAUCCACUUGGGAAGCUGAAGGACAAGAUCAAGGGGAAGAAUAAGGAUAAUGCAUCAGACACAGCUUCAGCUAUUGUCCCCAGCACGACACCCUCAGUUGACAGUGAUGAUGAGUCUUCGAAAGACAAGAAGAAGAAGUCAAAGAUCAAGACCUUGUUUUCCAAGUCAAAUUUGCAGAGAACACCCCUUUCCCAGUCCAUGUCUGUCCUGCCUACUUCAAAGUCAGACAAAGUCCUGCUUCGACCUGGGAACUUUCAGGCCCAGUUGGGGGAUGAUGACAAUGAGGAUGUGUUUUCUUCUGCCUCAGACAUCAUGUCUCACAAGAGAACAGCAAGUGCAGAUCCUAAGCACCUCAACCAGAUCAGCUUCACCCUCCCCAAGAAGGAUGGACUCUCGUUUCUUGGUGGCCUUCGGUCUAAGAAUGACCACCUUUCCCGCUCUAAUGUCUGUAUCAAUGGGAACCAUGUUUACAUGGAACAGCCAGAAGCGAAGAGUGACACCAAGGACAGCCCCCGAUCUUCCACCCCAUCUCCCCAAGGUUUAAGGAAGAAGCAUUUGUUCUCAUCUACAGAAAACCUGACUGCUCACUCUUGGAAGGAACCUGAGGACAGCAGUGCACUUUCUACCAACAAGCAGGCCCCUGUGUCUUCCACAAAGGACUCCCUGAAAUCCAUGACUCUGCCAUCCCAAUGGUCACCGGUCAGCGAUGACAUUGGGGAAAACUUGGAGACCGCAAAAGGAACCAAAGAGAGCAAGAAGCAGGAGAACAAGAAGUCCUCCUUGCUUUCUCUGGUGACAGGAAAGAAGGAUGUGGCUAAGGGCAGCGAAGAUGAAAACCCUUCAGCCAUCUUGGGGAAGGAGAAGGAAGUCAAACUGAAGGAGGAUGACUCUAUGCCUGUUGAAGACCUUGUGAAAAGAUCUGAGAAAGAUCCCGUGGCUGUUGUCUCUGGACGAGGUAAAUCCCUGGGACCUUUUGAAGAAGUGCAGAGCGCAGAGCCGGAAGCAGACCCAGAGUGGAAGUCAGAACCUUCACUACCUAUGACCUCUGCCAGGGCUCCCCAGACCAAAGCCGUCAAACCUCGACUGGAAGUGUCUCCAGAGGCUCAUCCCGCAGCCAGGCUUCUUUCCUCCCCUGAUUCUCUUCUUUUGUUUCCUGUUCUGUCUUCCAAUUCUGAUCAGACACCUGUCCCUUCUAAACUGGGGCAUGAUUCAGACAUCCCAUCCUCUGAAUGUCCUUCUUCCUUCUCCUCUUUCUCAUCUCCUACAGCAGCUCCCAUUUCUACAUCUACUCCGAUUAAAAACUGGCCUUCCACAGACAAAGGCCAGGCCAGGUCUGAAGAAGCAUCUUUGCUUGUUAAAACAGAGUUGCAAAAGGAUAGUUUAACCCUAGUUCCAAAUACUGCUUCUUGCACGUUGGGUUCACUUUCCAAAGAGCCACCCAUUCCAGUGUGUGAAGGGACAGGAUAUUCUUCAAUGGGGAAGACCAAUGAAGAGAAUACCAGUGCCAGUGACUUAGAAAAAUCUUUCCUGAAAAGGCCUGAAGUGGGGCAACAAGAAGAACUUCUGGAAUUUUCUUCCAAAAAACAAGACUCUCUCUCUUCUUCCAAAGAGACCCAAGAGGGAACAUUUGCUCUUUCACUCACAAGUGGCAGAAAUGAAAACCAGACUGGGAGGCCUCUGAUGGGGGAAAACACAGACUUUGAGGGUCAGUCCAGGUCUUUUGUGGGGAACAGAGUUAGGACUGGCAAGAGGACUUCUGUAAUUAAAGAAGCUUCGCCCCUUCUUCCAAUGGAAGAAUCGGUCUCCCCACAUGAUUCCAUGAUUCAGAAACAUCAGGAAAUAGGUCUGAAUGUCAGUGAGGGCAGAAAGAAAACCAAAAAACGUGUGUCAUUUUCUGAGCAGCUCUUUGUGGAAAAGGAUGUGGAGAAGUGCCCUGGAUUGGUUGAAGAGGACAGAAGUAACCCCCAGGGGCUGGCCCAUGAAGGCACUGUGGCUGGAAAUGUGUCUGAGGGGGAGCCUUCUGUGUCCCUCCACACAGAAGACUCUGAGAGGGAAGCUGUGACUGAGGCCGCCCCUGUGGCAGGUCACCUCCCUUUCCCCUCUCAUGAGGAGUCUCUCUCAGAAGGCCGUGUGAGUGGGGAGGCAAGGGCAGGGAAAGACAUCCUACUCUUUAGGACUGAGGGAGAUGACACCCUGAUGGUUCAGAAUCAAAGCAAAGCCAGUGAUCACGAAGGCUUAUUGUCUGAUCCCCUGAAUGACCUUCAGUCUGCCUCAGAUCUUAAGUCUCCAGUCAUGGCAGAUCUGGAUUUAACCCUCCCUUCCAUUCCUGAAGUCGCAUCGGAUGAUGAAAGAAUAGAUCAGAUUGAAGGUGACAGAGAGAGAUUGGAGGUCGCCACUCCAGAAGUAGAAGCUUCUUCCUCAAGCACAUUACUGUUACCUGCCCACCCUGGAAAGGACAAGGGGCCAAGUGGUGAGGGCGAGGCUAGUGUGCCGGCAGUACCCCCAGAGAGCCUGCAUGAGCUCAGUCCGAAAGCACCCAAAGCAUAUGUUAUGACUUCUUCAGAGCAGACUACAAGUCUAGGAAUUUGUACACCAGAUCUUGGCAAGAGCUCAAGCCUGGAUAAACAGCUGCCAGCCCCCGGCGGUGGUGAAGAAGAAAAACUGUUGGGAAGUGGGAGGCCCAAUCAGCCUCCUGAUGUGGCCCUGAAGUGUCCUGUGUCCAGAUCCUCCUUUUCUGAAACCUUUCCUUCCAUACACUCUUUUCCCAACUCUCCACAUUCUGACACUCACCACGCCAGCACAGCAGAAUCUCAAAAAAAAGCAACAGCAGAGGGCUCCGCUGGUAAAGUGGAAAAUUCUGGCAAGAGGAAGCCGCCGCUUCAGGCCUGGGUUUCACCUUCAGAGUCACAUCCAGUCUCAGCUCAGCCGAGUGCUGGAAUUGGGUCAUCCAAGCACAGACUUCAGCCUGUGAAGCCAAUGAAUACAACUGCCACCAAGAUUGCUAACUCCAGCUUGGGAACUGCUACCAUCAUCAGCGAGAACUUGAUCAACGAAGCCAUGCUGAAGAAAUACAACCCCUCGGACCCUGGUUUUGCUUAUGCACAGCUAACCCAUGAUGAACUGAUUCAGCUGGUCCUCAAACAGAAGGAAACAAUAAGUAAGAAGGAAUUUCAGGUUCGCGAGCUGGAAGACUACAUCGACAAUCUGCUAGUCAGGGUCAUGGAAGAAACCCCCAACAUCCUCCGAGUUCCCACGCAGGUGGGCAAAAAAGCUGGAAAGAUGUGAAUCCCCAGCAUGUCACACUGAGACUUUGUUUCCAUCUGCUCCUGAGGUCAAGGACUCGGUAUGCCUGAUAACCAACAUACGGGCUCCAAAUCACCAUCUCCCUUGCGUGUUAUCUGAUAAGAGUCAAUUCUGUCCACUGAAACCAGGUUAAUUAUUACUUGAUGCCUUUUCUGUACAUUCCCAGGAUUUUAUUUGUAAAUGCCUCUGUGCCUUUAACUAUGUUGUAAAUAUUUUGUGCCCUGACUGGAGAUAUGGCCAUGAGAUCUGAUCCUGGUCCAGAGAUUCGGGUGGCACCCAAGGCGUGAAUGUAGUUUAACAUUGGAGUUUGCUAUGGAGAUUUUAAAAUAUGUAUCCCCCUAGCCAUUAAAGGUUGGGUGAAAUGAGAAGGACCAGGCAAUUGGUGCUGUGUUACUUACUUUCCUGACUUUUGAAUAGCUCAGGUGUAGCUUUAAUGACUACAGAUGCUAACCUUUGAUACCACACACACACACUGGGCUCCUUAGACUUGGUCUUGUUACUUUGACUGGAGCUGAGGAGUUCCAGGAAAGCCGCUGACUGUGCCUUUUAGACUUGUAACAAGCUACCUUUACUAAACAUCAGCUUCCACCACCAUCCAGCAUCACAGUGGUGCUCUAUAUCCACCCAGAGGACCUUUGUGGAGAUGAGAAAAGUACAACAAGGGAAUGAAGUCACUUUGCACUAGGGGAAGUUGGUCAGAAGUCCCCUGCUUGUGGUGGCAGGGUUCCUGCUGGCUGAUGGCCUGGCCAGCACCUUGAUAAAGGGCUGGGCAGCCCGAGCACUUACUCACGUGCUUAUCCCAGGCAUGGAGUGACUACAGAAGGACCCCUUUCUUUCACUUUUACCACCAUGGAUGACUAUAUGUUAAGAACUAGAUGAAUACACAUUUUUGAACUAGAACACCUGCCCCUUUCUUAAUAGUGCCAAUUCCAGUUUGGAUUCUUUGGGUAACUUUGUUGUUAGUAACCUAAUGUUGGAAUUAGAAUGUUCUGUAUCGUACAUUUUUUUAUCCUGGUUGUUAUAGAAUCUCAUCAAAUCUAGACAUCUCUCCUGGGGGAAAGCAUAGAGGUGGAUAGGUGUGGAGACCAUAGCAGUGAUUAAACUGAGAAUCUUGUCUCUGUUCUAUUGAUGUUAAGAGGCAAGAUUUUGGGUGGCGGAAUCCCAUUUCAGGACCAUGUUUGCUGCAACCUCAGUUCUGUCGGAGCACUUUAAUCUGAAGGAUGAUACUGUAACUCGAUUUAUCUAAUUAGCUUUCAGUGAUCCAUUGCUAUUUUAUUUAAUACUCUCCUAUAGUACUGGGGACCACUGUAAACUUUCGGAUGACUUGUAUUUUUAUAGUGCUAUGAAAUUUAUUUACAUACCUAUAAAGAGAACUGUAUAUUCACUUGAAGUCUGAAAAUGUCCAUGUAUGUAUUUGUUCAGCAAUACUUUUUUUACUUCAUAUAAAUGUAUUUUGACUGUGAUAAUCCAGGUGCACUGGGGUGGCGGAGGGCAGCUCUCCUUUGAUGAGCUGGUGUGGAGACUUGCAUUAUGUAAGGAGGGGUGUUUGGUUUGGAGAAAAUGUGCUGCUAGGGGCUCAGACAUGUAACUUGGUCAGUAUUUGAGAGGGACAUUUGGGUAAAGGAGUGAAUUCCUGUGCUCUGAAACACCACUUGGUAACUCUAAUGAAGGACAAUUUACUUCAAGGGUGUCUGGCUUCUACCACUGGGGAACAAAAAAGAAUUUAUAGAAUUCCAGCAAUUCACAACAUAGAUAAUAAGAUAACUUGUAGGUCAUUAGUUAAUAACUAUUCUUGAGGACUCCACUUUAGAGGAGAAUUUACCUAAGAAAAACUUUUGCCUGCUCUGACCAAUUGGCAGAGGCUGGGGAAUCAGGGUGCUGAGCUCCAUUAACAGGCAUAUGUUUGAGGACAUAUACCCAUCUGCACGAGGAGAGCAAGGACUUGCCUCUUGUUCCUGUAAAUGCCAACCUAACUGGUGGGCCCCAGGAUGAGGCUGCAUCUGAGAAGCAGGAGCAGCCCUUUUCUUGGUCUUGAUCGACUGCCUCCAGAAAGAGCACGGUAUACUUAGGGAAGCACCCAUAAGUACUAAACACCUGGCAAUGAACUUCAACUGGAGAAAACAGCUUCCUGAAUAAAAUGACAAUCCUUUGCCUGAUUGUUUCAUAUCAUCUCAUAUCUUGGACUUUGACAGAUGUCCUGCCCCGCCCCCCCUUUUAGUCCUAUGUGUUAACCUCAUCAGGGUGACAGAAUGGAGGAGCAAGAAAGUCUGCCCUUUGCCAGGCUGAACAGCUGUUGACCUUGAGCAGGGGGUGUGCUCACAUGGAUGGAAUACCUGUAUGUGGUUUCAAGCUUUUUUACCAGAGGGAGCAGAAGGUCCUUGACAGUUAGCCACAUAACUAUAUUGAAGGCAAGAGACAAUUUAAUGUUAAAUUAUGCAGGGGUCUUCCCCCAAAGAUCCCUUCUCCCAAUCAGCCUUUUUUUUUUUUUUUUUAACUACUAAUGAAUGAAAACUGAAAGGUGGAGAACCUUCAACUAAGAUAGAGAACUUAGCUUCCUAGUAGCCACACCAUCCUCAACCCUGUGGUUCUCAACAUUUUAUGAGCUACUAACUUGACCUCUUCUUCCCUCCAAUUGAAGGACCACCCAGUGUUUUUGAAUUAAAGAAUUAUUUCCUACUUUGUUAUUUGGGAGUUUUCAAUUUCUUUGGUUUUGUUUCUAAGAAGUAACAUGAAGUUUCCUAUAACACUAAAUAAAAUGGUACUGCCUUUUAAAGAGUUGUGUCUGUA
Messenger RNA from Talpa occidentalis (Iberian mole), 6640 nucleotides. RefSeq names its product RAB11 family interacting protein 1 (gene RAB11FIP1). Bases 44 to 3835 code for a protein of 1263 amino acids. The record is from RefSeq and is a predicted model, not a curated record. The transcript is spliced from 6 exons. Gene Ontology annotation, biological process: regulated exocytosis. Gene Ontology annotation, cellular component: intracellular membrane-bounded organelle. NCBI's taxonomy places the organism in Eukaryota, Metazoa, Chordata, Mammalia, Eulipotyphla, Talpidae. Gene Ontology annotation, molecular function: small GTPase binding.